Molecule: messenger RNA, 5013 nt
Organism: Linnemannia hyalina
Lineage: Eukaryota; Fungi; Mortierellomycota; Mortierellomycetes; Mortierellales; Mortierellaceae
Source: the annotation of a GenBank genome assembly
AUGGCUCGAUUAAUUUUGGAGCAAGAUCCUCCUUCACAGUCCAUCCAUGCAGGUGUUGUCGGUUUGGUCAUGCUGAUCUUCAUAUUACUGCGAGUGACGACAACAAGGGGUUUUGCGGCUUUGAAGCCUGGAUUCAACACGAGGGCUAUUGUCACCUGGCUGUCAUGUUCCUCCCUCGCACUCCUGGUCCUCUACAACUCCAUCCUGGCCCGGACACUCUACACCGAGUCCAUGGCAGCCUACUACACCGGUCCCACAAUGGCCAACCGGAAAUCGAAUCCACUCACCUUCCCGCGGAACUUUACCUUUACCGAUAUGUCUGGUAACUCGACGUGGAAUGUCGACACUCAAGUUGUUCCAGAUGGUGAACAGUUCUAUCAUAUCCUGGCCAUGAAGCCCAGUGCCCUCUACAACGACGAGGAUCUGUACUACCAGAUGUGUUUGAGGAUCAUGCUUAAGGCGGCACAGGGGGGACUGUUGGCGAGUUUAUUGUUGUUGAACACUUAUUGGUGUAAGCACGUUGAGGCCCUGGUGGACGAGGGCGACUUUAUGUCGAAUGCGGAGAAGUACUUCUACUGGAUCCUGGCUGUCUUUGCCUUGAUCGUCCCUGUCACGACGCAGUCUGUCCUGACUCUGGGCUUUAACGACAUGAUGAGGGGGGGCAAUAUCUCGGACUUGCUUCUUCUCAUUGGUGGGACCGCCGUCUUGGUCUGCUAUGUCAUUACGUGCCGUCGACUCCGAGCCCUGGAACGCGAUUCAAGGAAUGUUUCCGGUGAAGAUACAUCGGUGACGCUCCAGCUCAGCUACUACAUCUACUGCAUCUACUGGCUGAUUGGCAGUAUGGUCUUCAUCUUUGCCAUCGGGGUGUUGUACCGCUUCGACAUUGACAUCCUCAAAGCCCAGUGCAACCCUGUCAAAGCUCAGAUCAUCAGCGACCUCGAAGGCGCAACCUGGAACACGGUCCUCAUCAUGGUCUACCCGGCCGCCAUGUUCCUGUUAUACCCCUCUGUCGAUGUCCUGACCAAGCCUGCUAACGACCCUGCGCCACAUUUCCAGAAACGUGUCCGGAGGGUUGUCAAGGACGCCCAGCGGUUCCGGGAGAGCCUUUAUAUUGAUGGUGGGGGCGAUUCUGGUAGUGGGAGUGGGUUCAAUGGUAUCUCGCGGCAGCAGUCGAGUCAUCACGGAUUGACUACUCAUUCUGGACUUGCCCUGCAACAUAUUGCCGACAAUGGACAAGGACAUAACGACCCGACGCAGCAACAGCAGCAGCAAGCCCAGCAACGAUACAGUUAUAUUGAGCCCAAGCGGAGAGAUCGGAUGGAUUCGUUGACGGCAAUGGCGAGUGAGAUGCACAUGAUUGAGCAGGUCAACAACGGGCAUUCGCCUACUGGCAGCCAUGGCAGGAACCCAUCCACGCAUUCCAGCUCUCAUGAACCCAGCCCAGAUGGUUCCAAGCAAGGAUCGUGGAGUGGUGGUGCUCAAACUACUGCUGCUGCUGACCAAGAUAUCGAGAGAGGCACCGCGAACAGGGCAAAAGCCGACAACAGCAACUUGGCGGUCGGUCUGUCGAGGCGGGAUUCUGGCAGUCCUAGCAACUACUAUGAGGAUAGCAGAGACGUCGAGACGAUGAAGAAGUGGCUUGCUCAAAAUGGAGAAUUGGAUCGGGAUAGCGUUAUUGCGGGACUCGAACAAACCAUUCAUCCGGACCAGCAACGGUCAUUGAACUAUGCUGCCUUCCCCGCAGCACCGGCAACACCUCCCAACUUCACCACCACCGCUGCGUCUCCUGAGAUUGCCUCGGCCAACCCUCGUCGACCCAGUGGAGAACACUACGCCAUGACUUCAACAUCUACCUCGAGCAACAACAAUGCAACAUCGGCAGCAAAGACGACAACGACUGCAGGACCUUCUGGAAAACCCUCGGCUGCACCCCUAGCAGGCAUUCUCAAGACCCGGAACAGCACCAGUAGCACUCGAUCCAGCUUUGGACAGAACCCGUUUGAACAACAACAUGCGACAGCAGCAGCCAACACAGGCAUGGGAAUAACACCCGUCUACGGAGUCCGUACCAGCUCUGUCCAUCCACAGAACCAAACUGGAGCAGGAUCGAGGAAGAGUACCGAGAAUCUUCCUGUCAAGCGACGAAUCUCCAACUCUAGCGCCUCAAAGUCUAACACGACUAUGACAGGACCUUCCCCAACCAUGAUGUCCGAGUCGUCGUCGACGCCCUCUCCUUCGCCAUCAUCCUCUCAGCAGCGGAGAUCCAACGUCACGACGCGUAUGGAUGCAGGAGCCCUUGCCAUCGCUGCACACCAACACCAACAGCAGCAGCAACAGCAAAAGGGACGGAGUUCGAGAGAUGGGAUGGAUAUUGAUUAUUUCGGACUGAGAAAGGCGUCCUUUGAUGUUCAUGCGACUGCGACUACACCACCGCCAUUACCGUACGAACCUCAGGGCCAGAAUGUGCCGCCGUUGGAUAUGAUCAUGUCGCCGACGAUGACAGGGUUCUUGAUGGCUGAUCCGUAUCCCUCAGCGGGGACACGGUACCUCGACGGUGAGGAACAGGAUUUCUCACUGUCGGAUUAUCAGGAUGACGUCAACGCUAACCUCGAGGAAUCAUUGCAACAACUGGGGCGGAGGUCAUCAGGAUCCAACGCUGGCAGCGGCAGCAGUACGCCUAGUUCAAAACGGUACAGGGCGCCACCACCACCAAUCCCUACAGAUGUUGCCAACGCAUAUCGCAGGACUGACGUUGGUAGUACAGGGUACGCUGAUGCACCUCAGGUGCCAGUGACGCCAACAACGCCUGUAACACCUCCGGGAGUGCGGCCAAGGCGAUCGAUCGACAAUGUGAUGGAUAGACAGUUCUUGGAGAUGGCCAAGUUGAUGUAUGAGGACCAUGUGGUGCCGGAUCAUAUCCUGAAGAGCGCUAUCAGCAACAGCUCGGUCUCCUCGCCUGCUGCUGCCACACUUCAGCCACCCGUCUCUGCUGCUGACGAUAGCAGUAGCAGCACCGCCACCACUAAGACGACAACUGCACCUCCCACAACGCCGUCAGCAAUAGUAACAGCCCUGUCGCCCCCGCCUUCAUCACCGCCGCCACUGCAUUCCUCGGCGUCUUCGCCCACCUCCUACAGCCCAUUCUCGAUGAGCGCAAGCAGGACACAUCCACCGCCAACCUCUCCUCUUCCACCACGACCUCGUCACGAAGACCACCCCACGCCGCUCUUUUCUCCACCACCACCCCCUCCACAGCAGCAACAGCAACAGCAACCGAUGACAACGACAAGAACGCCAUUGUCGCCUCAGGUUGCCUUUUCUGCUACUGCUGUCCCAGCUCGACAUGAGCCUCAACCCAUGCACCUCCCAGAACUCCCACAACGUAUACCCAUCACGCCGUCCCCUCCCAACCAACAGCAGCAGCAGCAGCAGCAGGGGCGUGUGAUGACCAUGACUCCACCUGCAAAAUCCCCCUACCGCGUUCGGGAAUCCUUUGAGACACGAAUGGCCGCCCACUCCAACCCUCACACUUACAACAACCCCCACAAUCCUACCCCUUCCACAACCUCAACCGCAACCAGCACCGCAACAUCCUCAGUAACCGGACGCGACGGUAACGGCGGUGGACGAGAAGGUGCAGGAAGAGAAGGGGGAGGGAUCCAAGGCCCCUCAGCCCCCUCAUCUCCAACAUCUGCACCUUCAAUCGCAUCGACCACAUCACCGACGAUCCUGUCGGCCACGACGUUACCGAGACCAUUGACACCUGCGUGGUACGAAACCAAGACAAGUUUUGCGUCGACCAAUGAUGUCUUGAACCAUUAUAAUGCUGUUACGAGGGGUGGGAGUUAUCAUCAAAAGCAGCAGCAGCAGCAGCAGCAGCUGAUAGUUGCGGAGGAGAGGCAGAGGUUGCAGAAGCAACAGCAGCAACAGCAACAGCAGCAGAGUCAGUUCCAGGUUGCUCCUCAGCAGCAGCAGCAGCCGUAUUAUUUACAACCUUCUGUGGGACCGUUAGAUGAAGUGCCCCCACCAUCAAACCACCACGCGUAUUACCAGCAGCAGCAACAGCAGUCGCCAGAACAAAAGCAGCAGCAACCGGGCGCGUUCUAUCCCGAGUCCACACCUGCAGUCGCCACUCCCUCGCGUCCCCAAAGCAAGCCCUCAAAUGCAAGCCUCCGCCCAUCCUCUGCCUCUCCAGCAGGACAGCAUCAACAGCCGCGGACGCCAUCCCUGGAACCCCGUCAAGGAUCAACCGACAGUUUUGGAGUCUUCCGUCGACGCUCCUCAUCCGCCCAUCAGCAUCAGCAACAGCAUAAUCAACAACAGUACUAUCGUCGGUCAAAGGAUGAGCUCGACUUACCCAUCGCAUCCGCCCACCAACUCCAUCACGUAGGAGACCCCAGCCUCUACCCGAUCCCAACCCAACAACAGGGUCAAUUGCAGCUAGACAGGCAUUCUUUUAUCAUGCCUUCAGAAUCCAUCUCGAUGUACAGCACCUGGACAGGAGACCUUUCCGACGUGACCAACACCUCGGGCGAGGUCUCUGUGGGAGCCUUCCUGGACCGGAAACAUGCUUCGACUAUGAUGUAUAAUCGUCGCAAGUCUGGCGAGAAGCUCGCCGGAUCAGGAUCUCAUCUGUCGACGUCGAGUGUUGGAACCAUCCACCAGGCCCUCCACGGCAGCGGCAGCGGCACCGGUACCGGUAGUGGAAGCGGCGCAGGAGGUAGUGGUCAUGGAAGCGGAGGGGAAGAGAUGAGGAAGAGCCAGUACUCGUUAGGAUCGUUUGGGUCCCGGGCAAGUGCGGGCGCGUAUUCGAAUUACUCGAAUCAUUCUUCGGGCUCUGGAGGGGCGACGGUGUCGGGUCCGUUGUCGGAGGCCUUUGGGUCCGGGCCUGUGGUUGUGAGUGCUUCGUUGUCGUCUGUUGGACAGCCCUCUGGUAGUAGUGUACCUGGUGGUCCUGGAGCGAGUGGUAUGGCCGCAGGUGCGGCGAUGACUGAGAAACAGCAGCAGUUUUGA